AUGAUUAUGCUUAUUAAAAAUUAUGGAAUUUAUAAAAGAUUUAAUUCAUUGUUUAAUCAUUUGACUGAAAAAGAACAAAUAGAAAUUGAAGAUGCAGUUGUAUAUAUUAUGGAUAAAUUCAAUAAGGCCCUUAUUGAAUUGCACGGGAAAAUUCCUAAUUCUUUAUACAAUAAGAUUGAUGCAAGAUGGAAGGAUGUAAUGAAAAAAGAUAGAGAAUUUGUUGAAUAUACACUCAAGAAUCUUCAACUGGAGGUAACUAAGGAGCAACUAGAGGAUGUACUUAUGAAUUCUAAGUCAUCUUUUAGAUCAAAGAAGAGGUUGAUUAGAAUGCUUAUUGGAGAAACCCAAUCAGUCCAAAAAGAGACUAAAAUUUUGAUAAAGAAAUAUUUGGGUCUAAUUCCUAUUGAUGAGGAAAAAGAUGAGGAAGAGAAAUCAGAGACACUUAAAGAAGAAGAUCUUCUAGAUGAUGUACAAAUUGAAGAUCUACAACUUGAUGAAAUUUUGCUAGAUGACCAACUAGUGAACACACAGACUGAACUUGUGAUUAUUCCUAAUAAUGAUAUUGGUAAUGGUGAUGAUAUUGAUAAUGGCGUUGAUGCUAAUAUUGCUGAUAAUAUAGAUAUGAAACAUGUUAAUGUUCAAAUGACUGAAGAACAAGAACAAGAACAAGGACAAGAAGAGAGGAAAAUUGAAGAAGAAAAGAGCUCUUAUGAGCCAUCGGAUGAGCCACCAGUUAAUGCACCAACUACUGAUACACAACCACCACCAGUAAAGUCUAGUAAUGAAGAAAAUCAAAAAGAGAAGUUAGAAGAUAAAGACAAAGAAAAGGAAGAAAAAGAGAAAAUAGAGGACAAUGUGCCAAAAGUGACACCUUUGUCACUUGAUUCCAAAAAGAAAGUUGAUGAUGAAACUGACAAUGAUUCUAUAAUCAUACAAGGACCAUUGGACAUGGACAAUUUGAGUGCUACAGAAUUGAUGAACAUUGCAACAGUCAUGCAGUCUCAUUCACAAAAGAAGAGACUUUUGGAGCAGCAAAAGGAGGUAGAGACCAUACAAAAUGCAGUUGAAAUUUUGUCAAGUCUCCUACCAGAGACUGAUACAAACAAUUUUUCCACUCCUAUUGACAAGCUUAGACAACUUUAUUAUGAUGUUGGAGAGCAGAUGAAUUCUUUAGAAGAUGCAACUUAUAUGAGCGUUGAGAAGAAUUACAAGAAAAAAAGAACAGAGCAAUUAAUGACUGAAAUUGAUAUAGGGAAAGUUUCUCUCACUGUCAAUAAAGACUAUUUGAAAGAAGCACUUGAAAUCGGAGGUAAAAUCUAA
This is a messenger RNA of Cryptomeria japonica (Japanese cedar), 1320 nucleotides long. RefSeq lists its product as uncharacterized. Bases 1 to 1320 code for a protein of 439 amino acids. NCBI's taxonomy places the organism in Eukaryota, Viridiplantae, Streptophyta, Pinopsida, Cupressales, Cupressaceae. The record is from RefSeq and is a predicted model, not a curated record. The transcript has 2 exons.